GUUUGGCGACAUCCCUCCACAAGAUGCGACGGUCCCCGCAGCCUAACAGUUCUUCACAUGCCAAGCAACGUAGAGCUCCUAAAUGCUUUGCAGCGACUACCGUGAACCAGCGCUCUCGCAGUAUUACCAUGGCCUGCAAUGCACCAACUUCCAACCCGAACGUUCGGGUAGAGCGAUGGGAGGGCUUUAGCCUCUUGGCAUGGGGAACCGAAAGCGACGAAGAAAUAUAUAAUAAUGAUGCUGUAAAUACGCUCGAUGGUAGUCUCAAAAUUGGGCUACAAGACGACCUUGUGAUAACGAGAGCGGCUGAGAUGUUCUCCAACGGGGCUUUAGCGAAGAGAAUGAACGGUGAACUUGACAAGCGACAGUCGGCUUCGCGCGUUUGGGGGGAGGCUGACGCUCAUUUAACAGCCUUACGAGAAUCACAAAGAGCACACGAUAUGGCAAUACGGAAGCUGGAACACCGUCGUGCCUUUGAAUCUAGUUUACGUGAACGAUUGAGUUGUCGUGCAAAACAAAAGAAGGAGCUUGAAUCGAAAGCUCUCCAGCAUCUGGUAGCCGACUCGCCAUUUCAACAUGGCCGUUGUCAUCGAUGCAGUGUGCAACUGGGAGCGGGUACUGAUAACUUGACUGCCAAUGCCAAUCCUAAUGUGCGCUACCAUUACCAUGAUCAACACUUUCUGAAGGACGCUUCUGCACCUUCCAGUGCAUUGAAGUCAUCCCAGACGGAAGAAGUGGAGCGAAAUUUGAGAAUCUUCUACCGCACUGGGCAUUUGGAUGAGCUUAAGCAGAAACAGUUUGCCCAUGUAUACUUGGCCAACCGGAAAAAAUAUGCGGAUGAUGAAAGGCGACAUGCUGUAGAGCAGCGAGCCCUUCACGAAAGAAGAAAGAAUGCAAUCGCCAGCGAUUCUGGAGACAAUCGAGAUGUACUAGAAGGCGGGCUAUUAGCAGCACAGAAGGAACAACAGCAAUUCCACCGUGGACGUGCACGGUUCAAAGUGGAGAGAUCCCGGUAUAACGAAACGCGGGCACAUGCCCACCCUUUUACGAGUAUAUGUGCUGUCACUCCCCAAGAAGCUAUGGAAGACCAUUUAUUCUCCAAGGAUUUACCAGAGGAGCCUAGUCGCGAGAGUUUGCAUCUGUCGGACCUUGCAUAGUCGUUUUUGACUGUUUCAUAUGUGGAAUUUACAAAUAUAAUAUGAUAUUGAGAUGGGAGCACGCA
Messenger RNA from Spizellomyces punctatus DAOM BR117, 1222 nucleotides. RefSeq lists its product as uncharacterized. The transcript has 6 exons. NCBI's taxonomy places the organism in Eukaryota, Fungi, Chytridiomycota, Chytridiomycetes, Spizellomycetales, Spizellomycetaceae. The record is from RefSeq and is a predicted model, not a curated record. The coding region runs from base 24 to 1157 and encodes 377 amino acids.